Dama dama (fallow deer) is the source of this 2244-nucleotide messenger RNA. Its product is annotated as collagen alpha-1(I) chain-like. Bases 1 to 2244 code for a protein of 747 amino acids. Lineage: Eukaryota; Metazoa; Chordata; Mammalia; Artiodactyla; Cervidae. The transcript has 8 exons. The record is from RefSeq and is a predicted model, not a curated record.
AUGCCCAGCCCCCAGUUCUGGAACCAGACACACAGGCUCCUGGAGGACUCGGAGCCACUGGAGCACCUCCUCCAGUGGCACCUGCUCGAUUCUGCAGGGAGGGACGAGGGCAUAGGGCCAGCAGACCAGCCCCCAGCGUUGAGCGGGCAGAGCCAGGAGAGCCAGGCCCAGAGAGGGUCCCGCAGGCUCCUGGGCCCCCUGCGCCCCCUCCCCACCUUCCUGAGCCUCCAGACCUGCAGCGGCCCCUCCCUCUCCGCUUGCCCGUUCCCUCCAGCACCUGCCUCGGCUGGAUUCACUGUGACCUCUGCAGUGCCUGGCCCAGCCCAGGGCCUGGCUCAAGGCUCAGAACACAGGCAAUUCUCCAUCAACAAUCAAAGGCAGGUCCCUGCCCUGAACCAGCGUAGCGCCACCCUCACCAGCGGGAACCCAGGGCAGGGGGGGAAGCCCCCCGGCCUCCUCCCUCAGGUCAGCCUGAGCCGUCGGCAGCCCCAUCAGCCCCAGCAAGCCGGGCCAGCGCCCAGAUGCCAGCGCCCCCACGCCUCCUCCGGGUGGCACAGGCAGCCGCACUCUGCAGGAGCGCUCCCUCCUGGAGACACCCAGCCUCCAGAGGAGGAAGCCACACAGAGGAAGCACAAACAGCCUCAGACCGCCCCGGUGCGGGGGCGCCUCGCGCAGUCGGGCCUCCACCUCCAGCCCCGCCCCCGCGCGGGGAGGAGACGCCUCCAGCUCCAGGGCGACGGGGAAGCCCGACCCCGGAGGGGACCCCCCAACACACACACACACACUCGGCUCGACCCCUCCCGGGGCCCUGGGGAGACCCCAGACCCUGGGGUGCCGUCCCAUCCCGCCUCCGCCGAGCGCCAGCGGGCGCCGUGGGCCGGCUGGAGACCAAGGCGACGCUGGGGCGCCACGGGAGCGGGACGCGGGGCCGGCCCGCGGGAAGGAGCUCGCACGGCUGGCGCUGCCCUUCCGCCCGGAGACCGCGGGGACCGGGGCACAGAACGGCCCGCGCCCCCGCCGGCCCUGCCUCUCCGCAGAGGGGGCGCACUGACGCCACGGUCCCCACCUGAGCGCGGGCUCGACCCCCAGCCGGGGAACCCGGCACAACCCCAGGCACGGGGACACUUUCCCCCGGGCCCGCAGAAGAGCCGCUGCCCCACUCCCAGUCCCAGCCCCGAAGGGAGACCCUCUACCCCGGGUCCCGCGACCUCCAGCCCCGAGAGCUCCGGUCCACCGGCCCUCCUCUGGGCAGCGCCGAGCGCGGGAGCCAGCCAGAGGCCACCUCCCGGAGCCCCGGAGUCCCCGCCGCAGCUCGCGCCCCCGAGGCCGGAGGGCGCCGUCCCCUCAGCCCGUUCCCCGCGGGCCACAACUCACCGCGCGCCGGCGAGCGCUCGGAGGCGCAGGGAGGCGGCGGCCGGAGGCUGGCGGCUCGCGGUGGCCGGAGCCCGGGCCGCGGCGGGCGGUUCUGACGCUGCGGACCGACCCCGGCGAGGAGCCGCCCGGAGUCCGGGACGCAGCGGGGAGGAGCUGGCGGUCGCCCGGCCCGGGCUGCCUCCGAGCGCGCGGCGGGCGGCUGCUGCUCCGGCGAGAGCGAGCCGCCGAGCUAGGGAGCGGCGGGCGGCUCGGCUCCGUCCGCCGCGGAGCCCGGCGUCCGAGCACUGGGGAGAGAGGGAACGGCUCCGCGAGCGGCGUCCGGCCGAGGGCUCCGCGCUGGGAAGGCGGUGGAGCGGGAGCCGAGCCGCGAGCGCCGCCGGCCGAGAUGCGGGCGCCCGGAGGCGCCGCGGCAGCCGCACGGCAGCAGGAGAAAAAGGAGAGCGAGCGAGAGAGCGCGCUGGAGAGCGAGGGAGCGAGAGAGGGAGCGGGAGACCGGAGAGCAGUGAAGACGCGAGAGGGGCGGGCUCCGGGAGCACGAGGGCCGAGGGGGCCGCGGCGGCUCAGCCCCGCGCCCACGGCCGCGGCCGCGCUCGGAAAGGCGCGGGCCCGGCCCGCCAAGUUUGCGCGGUAGUGGAGGCCGAGCGCGCGGCUUCCGCCAGCCUUUUAAAGAGGGAGCUGCCUGGGGCCCACCCCCGACCCCGCACCUCUCCGCCGCAAGGCUGGGGCUCACCCCGCGCCCCGCCGCCCCUCCGCACCCGCCCCGCCCUCUGCUCCCUCUCCCACCGCGCCCCACCGACGCCCUCUCCUGGAAGCCCCCUUCUCCCGCCACCCCCGAGGGUGGAUGUCUGCACCUCGACCCGGAGGACCUAG